AUGGUGAAACGCUUAUACGUGUGGGGAUCAGGAGGAAGUGGGCAACUCGGAUUGCAUAAUAAUGACGAUUACGCACUUCCACAACGUUGGGAAAAUAAUCAGAUACAACUUGAGUCCAUCAUAUCUGGAGGAUGUCAUAGUGCAGGUACGUUGGUAAAGCAAGAAAUUUGUAAAUCGUUGAAUGCAAGCUUGGUAUUUGAAGGAAUUGAUUCCAAUGGUCAUCUCUUUCUUUGGGGGUCGAACGAUCGUGGUCAGCUUGGCCAAACAUUGUCAAAACAAAAGUUUUCAAACUUUCUUCAGAAUUCUGUAGCAUGGAUUCCACGUGAAAACAAAACAAAGUUCGUAGCUUGUGGAUGGCGGAGUACAUUAGCCGUCGCUUCAUCGAAUAACGAAGAAGACCAAGUUUACUCAUGGGGUUCAAAUGAGUAUCAUCAAUUAGGUCGUGUUCAAAAUGCCACUGAAAUAUCUGCACAAAUAUGUUGCUUGCCUUUACAUUUUCAAGUUACAAGUAUUGCAUGUGGUUGGAAGCAUUCGCUAUUAGCCACAAGUGAUGGUGUUGUGUUCGCUUGGGGAAGCGGGCGACAUGGCCAAUUGGGACUUGGGACCGAUAUUGAUGAGACUGAGACUCCCAAGCACAUUCAGGCAUUGACGGAUAUUGCUAUUACCCACGUUUUCUGUGGAUGGGAACACUCGGUAUUUAGCUCUUCUAGUGGUGAGAUAUUCACCUGUGGUAACAACCGACAUGGACAAUUGGGUGUGACAAAAAAAAUUGACUCGAGAGUAUCGAAAGGCUUAAGGAAGCAGAUAAUUAGCUCACCCGUUCGAGUGGCAGACCCUCAAGACAAAAGCCGUAAUCUUCGUGCUGUCCACGUUGGCUGCGGCUGGCAUUUUGUAAUGUGCGUAGCAGAGACCGGAGAACUUGUGACUUGGGGCAAAGGAAGCCACGGACAAUUGGGUUUGGGUACGUUGGAAAACGUGUGCGAGCCCAAAGUCGUGCCUUUUUCUCAUCCAAUUCGUCAAAUAACAUGCGGAAGCGAACAUUCAAUGGUCGUAACAACUUGUGGCGAUAUGUACACGUGUGGUUGGGGGGAACAUGGCAAUUUAGGACAUGGAGACACAAUCAAUCGUGCUUUAUUCAAAAGAGUUGAGUUUUUCUCAUCCAUAAACCAAGAAGUUAUCAGUAUCGCUGCCGGUGGAGCUGUUUCCAUAGCUGUCACAAGAACAAGACGACGAUAA
Plasmopara halstedii is the source of this 1236-nucleotide messenger RNA. Its product is annotated as FOG: RCC1 domain. Lineage: Eukaryota; Oomycota; Peronosporomycetes; Peronosporales; Peronosporaceae. The coding region runs from base 1 to 1236 and encodes 411 amino acids. The record is from RefSeq and is a predicted model, not a curated record. The transcript is spliced from 5 exons.